GAACAGCAAAAAAAGAGACUAGCUAGGGUACGUAGCUAACGAUAAGAAAUGGCUUUUGCCACUGGAAAGCGUGACAAAGGUGAGCUGCUUGGUGCCCAAGCCGAGACAUGGCACCUACUAUUCGGUUUCAUGAACUCGUUCAAAUUGAAAACUGCUGUUGAAUUAGGCAUACCCGACAUCAUCCACAAACACGGCCAACCCAUGAAACUUUCCGACCUCGUCUCCGCCCUUCCGAUCAACCCCACCAAAGCCCACUGCAUCCGUCGCCUUAUGCGCAGCCUGGCACUUUCCGGCUUCUUUCUCGAGAAAAAAGCCCGAGAAAGUGAACUCCUGGAAACUGAGUACACUCUCACCCCCACUUGCCAGCUUCUCUUAACUGAGAAUCCCUUCGGCAUAUCGCCGUUCUUGCUGGCCAUGCUCGAUCCAUGUUUGAUAAAAUCGUGGCAAUGCUUGGCCACCUGGCUCCAGAAUGAUGAUCCCACGACGGCUUUUAACACCGCCAAUGGGACGUCGUUUUGGGAAUAUGCCGGCCAUAAGCCGACUCUAAACCUUCGUUUUAACGAGGCAAUGGCGGCUGAUUCGCGGUUGAUAGCGAGUGUGAUGAUUAAGGAGUUUAAGGGAGUGUUUGAGGGGCUGAAUUCGUUGGUGGAUGUCGGCGGCGGCACCGGAACAAUGGCCGCCGCCAUUGCCGAUGCUUUCCCAAACUUGAAGUGCACAGUGUUUGAUCAGCCACAUGUAGUUGCUAAUUUGCAUGGGCGUAAGAACUUGAACUUCGUUGGAGGGAACCUGUUUGAGAACAUUCCGGCAGCAGAUGCAGUAAUGCUCAAGUGGAUCUUGCACUUCUUGGGUGAUGAAGACAGCAUCAAAAUGUUGAAGAAGUGCAGGGAGGCAAUUCCAAGCAAAGAAAAGGGAGGAAAAGUGAUCAUCAUAGACAUGGUGAUGGGGAUCCCAAAGGCAGAUGAUGAAUCGAUUGAGACUCAACUCUUCUUCGACAUGUUAAUGAUGGUCAACGUAGCUGGUAAAGAAAGGAACAAGAAAGAAUGGGCAGAGCUGCUUCACAAAGCUGGUUUUAGUGAUUACAAGAUCCAUCCAAUUUUAGGUUUAAGGUCUGUUAUCGAGGUGUAUCCUUAAGGAGCUCAACAUAUAUGGUCAGUUUCCUUCAAGUGAUUAGGCUUAUUAGGGUUUAUAAUUCAAAAGGCAAUGUUAACACUGAAAUCCUACUAAUAAGAUGUAUGGAUCUUGGCAAAUCGUUAGUUUAAUUAGUUGAACUAUAUAAUUAGAUCUGUUAGAGUUUAUGCAUGUAAUAAGGACUAUGUCCAUGUUGAAAUCCUAAUAAGAAGUUGUAUCUUGUAUGCAUUUUAGCAAAUUGUUA
Diospyros lotus (date-plum) is the source of this 1372-nucleotide messenger RNA. RefSeq names its product probable O-methyltransferase 3. Lineage: Eukaryota; Viridiplantae; Streptophyta; Magnoliopsida; Ericales; Ebenaceae. Gene Ontology annotation, biological process: methylation. Gene Ontology annotation, molecular function: S-adenosylmethionine-dependent methyltransferase activity; protein dimerization activity; O-methyltransferase activity. Bases 49 to 1131 code for a protein of 360 amino acids. The transcript is spliced from 2 exons. The record is from RefSeq and is a predicted model, not a curated record.